Cladocopium goreaui is the source of this 462-nucleotide messenger RNA. NCBI's taxonomy places the organism in Eukaryota, Dinophyceae, Suessiales, Symbiodiniaceae. The record is from the annotation of a GenBank genome assembly.
AUGCGUCGCAAGCCGGGAAUCGCUGGGCUCAUCAAAGAGAAGGAACAGCAAAGCGCCUUGAGUGCGGUGGGCGAACAGAUCGAGGCAGAUAAGAAUCAGAAUGCGAAGCAGCUACUCCAAACGUUGCAGAGCUCACUGCGAGACUUUGCCUCCAGACAUCGAAACCGCAUCAAUUCAGACCCGCAGUUCCGCAAGUCCUUUUGCGAGAUGUGUAUCGCUGCUGGGGUGGACCCCUUGUCCAGCAGUAAAGGUCUCUGGGAUGAACUCCUGGGAGUUGGUCAGUUCUACAACGACCUGUCGGUCCAGGUGCUGACCCAAUGCAUGCGCACGCGCGACGAGAACGGCGGUCUGCUGGAUCUUCGUCAGUGCCUCCAGGGCCUGCGAAGAGCACGGCCCGGGGAGCGCCUGGCUGUGGAGGACGUGGAGCGCGCCGUGGAGUGUUUGGCACAGCAUCCUGGAUGA